Messenger RNA from Cyphellophora attinorum, 513 nucleotides. RefSeq names its product Histone H2B. Gene Ontology annotation, molecular function: DNA binding; structural constituent of chromatin; protein heterodimerization activity. Bases 1 to 513 code for a protein of 170 amino acids. The transcript is spliced from 3 exons. Lineage: Eukaryota; Fungi; Ascomycota; Eurotiomycetes; Chaetothyriales; Cyphellophoraceae. Gene Ontology annotation, cellular component: nucleosome. Gene Ontology annotation, biological process: nucleosome assembly. The record is from RefSeq and is a predicted model, not a curated record.
AUGCCUCCCAAAGCCGCUGCUGAGAAGAAGCCCACCACCGCUGGCAAGGCCCCAGCUGGCAAGGCUCCCGCUGAGAAGAAGGAGGCCGGCAAGAAGACCGCCGCUGCUCCCUCAGGCGACAAGAAGAAGCGUGGCAAGACCCGGAAGGAGACCUACUCUUCGUACAUCUACAAGGUCCUCAAGCAGGUUCACCCCGACACUGGUAUCUCCAACCGUGCUAUGUCCAUCCUGAAUUCGUUCGUCAACGAUAUCUUCGAGCGCGUCGCCACUGAGGCCUCCAAGCUUGCUGCAUACAACAAGAAGUCCACCAUCUCCUCGCGAGAGAUCCAGACCUCCGUCAGACUCAUCCUCCCCGGUGAGCUGGCCAAGCACGCUGUCUCUGAGGGCACCAAGCUGUCACCAAGUACUCAUCUCAGUCAAAGUAAGCUGAUGCAAGUCAUUGCAUUGCUGCUUUCGAUUUUGGGUUCUGGGUUUUUCAUCAUGCAAUGGGGUUGUGGCACAUGGGAACAAUGA